GGUGGAGCUGGAUGUGAGGGACAGUGAGUGAGAGAGCGCGACAGAGUUAGGAAGAGAGAGAGAGAGAGAGAGAGAGCGAGGGAGAGAGAGAGAUGGAGAGAGAGGGAUAGGGGGAGGUGCAUUGGGACUCAAGGUUUCUGGGGAUACAGAAAACACUUAAAGAGCGAAAGCCAGAGAGUAAGAGAAAGAUAGAGGGAGCAAGUGGAAUUGUAAUACCCAGGACCACAAGAUAAUGAGCUAAGAUUCCCAGGGAGAUUACACACUACAGCAUCCAGAGAGCCAAGAUGAUAACCGUCAGGGACUCGGUGUGGUUCCUUCUCCUCGCUUUCCUCGCCCUCCUUGGCAGCUGGCCUUGUGUCGCCAUACCAACCCAGGAGUCGGGGACAAACAACAUGCCGUCUGAGCUCCUGAAAUCGGACGACUACUACAGUUACUUCGAAGACCCCCCCUUAGAGACCAAGCCCGGUCCCAAGAACGAAAGCGCCCAGCAGCCCUGUGACUACGACGUUUGCCUCGAACAGAAGGAGCCGUGUUUGGCCCGCAAAGACUGCCUAUGUCGGGGCAUCACCUUGGAGGACGUGGCCCCGGAGGCCCCUACCGUGACGUCGUUGACCCCGGGGGGCUCCGAAGGGGUGACGGUCCGCUGGUGUGCGCCGUACUCCCUGGUCACCACCUACACCAUCAAGGGGGCGGAGCAGGAGCCCGUCAGGGUCGGCAGCCACCUUCGGAGCAGCAAACUGAAGGGACUGAACGACGGAGACAAAGUCUGCGUUCUUGCGGAAAACGCGGCGGGCGAGGGCCCAGAGUCCUGUAUGAUGUACCUGGCGGAGAAGGACAACGCUUAUCUGACCGCAGGCCUCAUCGGCGGAGCUCUGGGGCUGGGCCUGCUGGCGGUGCUGGCGGUCCUGCUGUGGAAAUACACCCAGAGACGGAAGUCAGGGGCACGGCUCUCAACACAGGACAGGGAUGACUCACACCAAGGCCUAUCCGACAGCAACAGAGUGAGCCUGGAUGUUCUCUGAGGAGAGGACAUGCUGGUUCCUGCUGUCUUUCGUGUGGUUACAGUUCGUACAAAGUUAUGUCUAAAACAAAAGUGGACUUCUUCUCUCGGAUUAGCCACUUCAACUGAAGUGACAGCAAUGGAUUGUGUCACAGUGUGGAGGGGCAUUUGAGUCACGCAGCUGAAUCAUCCUGACAAGGAAGUUUACGAAACGCAGGUGCGAGGGAGCUUUCGCAACGAUUUAACAUUUAAGAGGGUAAACAUCAGAAAUGAAAAUAAUGGUAUUAUCAUUCUACCAAUUUGCAGUUUUAUAACCAUUAACGUGUUUAUUUAAAUAAUAAAAAAUCUUAAAUCUUAUUUAAAUAAUUUAAUAAUCUUCCUUUUUUUACAUUUAUAUUUAAUAAGAAGGACUUAAGUGUAUAUAAAAAGGUAUUUUUCAUAUUGUUUUCUAAACAUAACAGAUUAUUUAACAUUUCCAUUGUUUUGUGUAUGUAUUGGAAUUUAGCUUGGCGCUUUCCUCUCUUUUUCUAAUUGUGUGAUGACUGAAAGGUUGGCUAUUCUGCCUAUGAAAUAAAUCAAAUGCUUUGUCA
Gadus morhua (Atlantic cod) is the source of this 1590-nucleotide messenger RNA. RefSeq names its product leucine-rich repeat neuronal protein 4. Bases 285 to 1022 code for a protein of 245 amino acids. The transcript is spliced from 2 exons. Gene Ontology annotation, molecular function: protein binding. Lineage: Eukaryota; Metazoa; Chordata; Actinopteri; Gadiformes; Gadidae. The record is from RefSeq and is a predicted model, not a curated record.